Molecule: messenger RNA, 3632 nt
Organism: Physeter macrocephalus (sperm whale)
Lineage: Eukaryota; Metazoa; Chordata; Mammalia; Artiodactyla; Physeteridae
Gene: PDCD4
Product: programmed cell death 4
Exons: 13
Coding region: 1805-3214 (469 amino acids)
Biological process (GO): negative regulation of DNA-templated transcription
Cellular component (GO): nucleus; cytosol
Source: RefSeq, a predicted model, not a curated record
AGGUGAUGCUCCAGGCAGGCAAUGAGAAGCUAGCAACAGAUUUUUGUUGUGUGUAUGUGUGUGCGUGUGUGUAGGGAAAUAAUAGCAUUAGAGAUGAUUCCCAGGCAGGAUGACUGUCAGAAAGGGGUGAGCCAGGGGAAGGAGCUCACUUUGGUUCCAGAAAGACUAACUGACCGUUCAGGUGUUGCACAUCACACAAUCGGAAAAUCCGGCUAGAGAUACUGGCUAAGUCCUCUCCUGAGAGGACAGAGAUAGCAGAAGGUUCUGGUUGUUAUCUCAGGGAAUAGGGAAACUAGGGAGAAUGUGAGGAAAAGGCUAGCCAAAGAGAACGCAGGCAGGAGGAAAAGAUGCAGAGAACAGCCACGGGAGGCCAAAGGUUCAAUGAAGAAAUUAUAGCCACGGUUGAAAACCACAACCUUGGAGCCGGGAAUGUGGUUUUUUUUUUUUUUUUUAACACCUUUAUUGGAGUAUAAUUGCUUAACAAUGUUGUGCUAGUUUCACCUGUGCAACAAAGUGAAUCAGCCAUAUGCAUACAUAUAUCCCCAUAUCUCCUCCUUCUUGAGUCUCCCUCCCACCCUCCCUAUCCCACUCCUCUAGGUGGACACAAAGCACCGAGCUGAUAUCCCUGUGCGAUGCGGCUGCUUCCUACUAGCUAGCUAUUUUACAUUUAGUACUGUAUAUAUGCCCAUGCCACUCUCUCACUUCGUCCCAGCUUACCCUUCCCCCUCCCCGUGUCCUCAAGUCCAUUCUCUACAUCUGCGUCUUUAUUCCUGUCCUGCUCCUAUGUUCUUCAUAACCUUUUUUUUUUUUUUAGAUUCCAUAUACUACGUGUGUGAGAUUGAACCCCAGGGACCCGACUAGUCAUACUUAGCAACGGGACUUCAAAGAGUUUUUGAGUCUGUUUCCUCAUCUAUGAACUGGGAGUGAUUUCAAACUCAAAGGACUGAGCACAUUCGCAAAUCUUCUUAGCAUGGGGUUUGCACACAGUAGAAGUUAAGGAGUGCGCAGGGGCCAGCGGGAGAAGGAAAUGUAGAGGUCAAGGGUAUCCCUCUGAGGAGUGUCGGGAAAUUGAGGCAGGGCCCCUCAGGAAGCCCAAAGCCUUUGCUUCUGCCGAGUUUCUGACCGGCCUGUGAGGAGAAUGGGUGAGCGGCCUCAGCCUAGUCCACAGCCCGAUUCUCUCACACUUCCAUCCCGCUGCACCUCCCAGCCUCCCCCAAUUCCAACCUCCCAGCCCGCUCUUGCUCCCGCUCCAGCCAGGCCCCGGAGCCCGACGCGCAUGCGCCCUACCGCGCCCUUGCCCAGCUUUCCACGUUUCACUUCCCUCCCUUUCCCUCCGCAACUCCCGCUCUACCGCCACGAUUGGCCAGAAGACCUCUUCGCCUCGGCCAAUAAACGCCGACCUGUCGCCUCCGUGUUACUGGGUAGAACAAAACAAAAACAGAGCGAAACUGGCCCGAGACGCUUCGAGGCGGCUGCAGGGGCUGAGGUGCUGCGUCGGGGCCGGCGGACCAGGGACGUGGACGAGCGGCGGCGGCGGCGGCCCGAGGGAAAAGAGUCUUCCUGUGGGAUAUUGAAGUCUUGCGUUGAACUUGUGCAAACAGUAGUGGAUUUAGAAGGUCUGGGUUCUAAUCCUGGUUCUUCCAGUGAGCAGCUAUCUCUUUUUGGAGAGAUCAACUACCUUCUCUGAAUCUGUUUAGUUGUAUGCAAAGUGGAGUUCCUGCCUCAAGAUUGUUCUGAGAGAAAUACAUCCCAGAGGAAGAGUUCCACUUGGUAAUUUAAUUAGUGCGAGUGAAAUUAAGGAACGAUGGAUGUAGAAAACGAGCAGAUACUGAAUGUAAACCCUACAGAGCCUGAUAAUUUAAGUGACUCUCUCUUUUCUGGUGAUGAAGAAAAUGCUGGGACUGAGGAAAUAAAGAAUGAGAUAAAUGGAAAUUGGAUUUCGGCAUCCUCCAUUAAUGAAGCUAGAAUUAAUGCCAAGGCGAAAAGGCGGCUACGGAAAAACUCAUCCCGGGACUCCGGCAGAGGCGAUUCCGUCAGUGAUAACGGAAGUGAAGGCCUUAGAAGUGGAGUAACUGUACCAACCAGUCCAAAGGGAAGAUUGCUAGAUAGGCGAUCCAGAUCUGGGAAAGGAAGGGGACUACCAAAGAAAGGUGGUGCUGGAGGGAAAGGUGUCUGGGGUACACCUGGACAGGUAUAUGAUGUGGAGGAGGUGGAUGUGAAAGAUCCUAACUAUGAUGAUGACCAGGAAAACUGUGUUUAUGAAACUGUAGUUUUGCCUUUGGAUGAAACGGCAUUUGAGAAGACUUUAACACCAAUCAUACAGGAAUAUUUUGAGCACGGAGAUACUAAUGAAGUUGCGGAAAUGCUAAGAGAUUUAAAUCUUGGCGAAAUGAAAAGUGGAGUACCAGUGUUGGCAGUGUCAUUGGCGUUGGAGGGAAAAGCUAGUCAUAGAGAAAUGACAUCUAAGCUUCUUUCUGACCUUUGUGGGACAGUAAUGAGCACAAAUGAUGUAGAAAAAUCAUUUGAUAAAUUGUUGAAAGAUCUACCUGAAUUAGCAUUGGAUACUCCUAGAGCACCGCAGUUGGUGGGCCAGUUUAUUGCUAGAGCUGUUGGAGAUGGAAUUUUAUGUAAUACCUAUAUUGAUAGUUACAAAGGAACUGUAGAUUGUGUACAGGCUAGAGCUGCUCUGGACAAGGCUACCGUGCUUCUGAGUAUGUCUAAAGGUGGAAAGCGCAAGGACAGUGUUUGGGGCUCUGGAGGUGGGCAGCAGUCUCUUAACCACCUUGUUAAAGAGAUUGAUAUGCUGCUGAAAGAGUAUUUACUCUCUGGAGACAUAUCUGAAGCUGAACAUUGCCUUAAGGAACUGGAAGUACCUCAUUUUCACCAUGAGCUUGUAUAUGAAGCCAUUGUAAUGGUUUUAGAGUCAACUGGAGAAAGUACAUUUAAGAUGAUUUUGGACUUAUUAAAAUCUCUUUGGAAAUCUUCUACCAUUACUCUAGACCAAAUGAAAAGAGGUUAUGAGAGAAUUUACAGUGAAAUUCCAGACAUUAAUCUGGAUGUCCCACAUUCAUACUCUGUGCUUGAGCGAUUUGUAGAAGAAUGUUUUCAGGCUGGAAUAAUUUCCAGACAACUCAGAGAUCUUUGUCCCUCAAGGGGCAGAAAACGUUUUGUAAGUGAAGGAGAUGGAGGUCGUCUUAAACCAGAGAGCUACUGAAUAUAAGAACUCUUGCAGUCUUAGAUGUUAUAAAAAAAAAGUAUAUAUAUGAAUUGUAAGAGUUGUUAGCACAGGUUUUUGGGGGUUUUUUUUAGCACUUGUUUUGGGUACAAGGCAUUUCUGAAAAUUUGUAAACUUACAUUUAAGGGAAAUUUUUAAAGGAAGUGUUUUUUCUUUUCCUUUUUUUUUUUUUUUUUUUGAGCGUGUAAAGGAGGGACAGAAAAGUAACCACUUCUUAAGUGGGAUAUUCUCAUAAGCUACCCUUUUUAAGUGCCAUGUUUAUGACAUAAUCAUUCCAAGUUUUGCAUUGAUGUCUGACUGCCACUCCUUUCUUUCAAGGACAGUGUUUUUUUGUAGUAAAAUCACUGGUUUAUACAAAGCUUUAUUUAGGGGGUAAAGUUAAGCUGCUAAAACCCCA